Messenger RNA from Fonsecaea nubica, 2784 nucleotides. RefSeq lists its product as hypothetical. Lineage: Eukaryota; Fungi; Ascomycota; Eurotiomycetes; Chaetothyriales; Herpotrichiellaceae. The record is from RefSeq and is a predicted model, not a curated record. The coding region runs from base 1 to 2784 and encodes 927 amino acids. Gene Ontology annotation, cellular component: nuclear body. Gene Ontology annotation, biological process: mRNA processing; primary miRNA processing. The transcript has 3 exons.
AUGAAUCCAUACGAGGCUUAUGGCUCUCCUACAAACGAGAGAUCGCCGCCCAGAUAUCGUGGAAGGGAUGAGUCUUAUGAGCGAACCGACUCGUACAGACGAAGAUCUCCUGUGGCUAACGACCGACGUCGGCCUGCUCCUCGCAACCGUUCGCGUUCCCCAGUAGCUAUCGAUCGUUAUCAACCUGACCGAGAGAGGGAGCGAGACCGCGAGCGCAACGGACGCGAUGACUAUUACGAGGGCAACAGACCUGCAGCGAGGGAAGCAAGAGACACGAGAGAUGCAAGAGAGCGGGAUGAUCGCAGAAGAGCGCCUUCGCCAACUGCUGCAAACAUCGAUCGAUAUGUUCCAGGUCAAGACUCCAACAAGCCUGCUGUCAAGGUCAAUCCUCUCGCCAACCCUCUGGCUCUAGACACACAGGCAGGUUUUAGCUUCUUUGCAGAUUGGUGGCGAUUUGAACAACAAGUCAAAGAAGAGAAAGAACGAGCUAAGCACGGCGGCAGACGACCUUCAGAUCGUGUCAAGGGCGAGCGCGAGGCCAAAGAAGACCGCGAGAAAGAGCGAGCACAAAUCCAGCAGGCUUAUGAUCAGUACAAACAGGAGUUUCAGGUGAAGAUGGCCCGCCAAUUUGUCCAACAGCACAAAGGCGAAGAGUGGUUCAAAGAGCGAUACGUGCCAGAGAUACGAGAUCCAAUCCGAAAACGUCUGAUGGAAUCCCGAGAACCCAACUUCGAGCAAUGGGUCAGAGACCUCGAAACUGGUCUUUUCGAUGAAUUCACUCUCGAGGGGAUCUACAAGAAUGAUAGCGACGGGGCCGGUGGAAUGGUGGAGAAAGAAGAAGGUGAGGCUGUCGGCGGCGGUGAAGUUCUUGGUGUGCUAGACCUUGUCCCGGCCAAAGGCGGCGAUCUCAAAGAUGAUUCUGUUCAGCAGCCUGCUCUGCUCAUCAAGACCCUGGCGCCUAAUGUCGGCCGCGACCGCAUUGAGGAGUUCUGCAAAGAACAUUUGGGAGAAGAGGCAGGGGGUUUCAAAGGCUUAUCGUUGAGUGACCCCAAUCCGGCCAAGAAAUUCCAUCGCAUCGGCUGGAUUAUGUUGAAUCCUGCCCCCGAAGAGGACGGUGAUGUCAUGCAGGACAUAGAGCGGGGUGACGGCCGGGACGAGGACGGUGAAGAGGGUGAAGAGAAACCACAGCUGGAGAAAAUCAGCCCUGCUCAAAAAGCUCUCGAUCUUAUCAAUGGUAAGACCAUCACUGAUUCGGUGAGAGGCGACUUCACCUGUCACGUUGGUAUCCACAAUGCACCGAGUGCCCCGAGGAAGAAAGCUCUUUGGGACUUGUUCUCCGCACCCGAACGAAUCGAACGCGAUCAUGAACUUGCGCGACGGCUUGUCACUAAGCUUGAUGCCGAACUUGGCAAGGAUGAGCAUUCUGGAGCUUUGGGGAGGAUCGAUGCUCGAGUGGAACAGAUGAGAAACCAAGGACUUCUACAGCCUCCGCCAAAACCCAAAAAGCCAAACUUUGAGGACAAUGAUGAUGAAAUCAAGUUCGAAGAGGAGGGUGAAGAGGGUGAGGAGGAAGAAGACGAGCAGGAUGACGAAGAGUUAUUGGUCGUCAAAAAGAAGCUGGAUCUCAUGGUCGAAUAUCUUCGGCGGGUUUACAACUUCUGUCUGUUUUGUGUCUUCGAGUCCGAUUCAGUGCAUGAAAUGGUCCGAAAGUGCCCUGGCGGUCAUCUUCGAAGACCCAGAGCUGGAUUGACCUCUGCGGCCAAGGCAGCGGCCAGGGCGAGCGCACUUGGUGAGCCUUUCCCCGGCAAGAAGAAAGAUGGUCGGAGUGAGAACGGCAUGGACGAUGAACCCCUUAGCCCUGUCCAAGAGAGACGGCCUCAGAAGUUCAACAAAAACGACCAGCAGCUUCUUCGAGCGUUCAACUGGGUCAAGACUUUUGAGGAAAAGGUCCUGCAAAUUCUGGAACCCGAGUACGUGGACCUCAAGAAGAUUGGAGGCAAGCCCGUCGAAGAAGCAUUGGACGAAGAGCUGGCGAAGUUUGUCAAGCAAGAGGACGAGGCCAAAUUCCGCUGUCGAGUCCCUGAAUGCACAAAGUUGUUCAAAGCCGAGCACUUUUGGAGGAAGCACGUAGAGAAGAGACACGAAGAAUGGUUUGUGGCUCUCAAGAACGAUCUUCAACUGGUCAACACCUACGUUUUGGAUCCAUCACAUAUCGCACCGUCGCGGUCGGAUGCCAAUUCUAACGGUCAUUUCCCAUUGCCUCAGAACCAUCACCUGAACAACGGCACUCCUCGGGGUUUCAGCCUUCAGAAUAUUGGAAUGAACAUGAUGGGUUUCGGCCAGAAUGCCAUGAUGGGCAUGCAGAAUGUCCACGGCCCACUUGUACCUGGGGUCAACUUCAACACGGAUGGCAUGAAUGGAAGUGUAGGACAUAGUGGUGGCCCUAUUCGACGUGGCGGUGGGAGAUACGGCAACCGACCUGGACCCUAUGAUCGAAAUCAACGCGGUAGUCAACGUGGCUACAACAAUAUGGGAGGCAUGUUGCGAGGCAAUCUUGUUCCCGGCCUCACGCCUGGUUUCAUCGCUCAGGGUGGAGGUGGAGGCGGUGGCAAAUGGGGGGACGGCGCAGGUGGUGGUAUGAACGCCAUGGGACCAAGAGAAGCCACCCAAGGCCGAAGUAUCAAAAGCUACGAGGAUCUCGACGCUCAGCCGAACAGUGGUGGAGGCAAUGCCGGAGCCGCCGCGGCAGCACAAGCAGGUGGAGGUGCAGAGCUGGACUACUGA